GUUAAACAAAAUGGCAUGUUGCAAGAAAUAUCGACCCCACAAGAAAUAAAGAACACGUUAAUAAUUAAUAUAUAUCAAGAAAGCUACAAUGAUAUAAAUGAUAAAAAUGUCAAUAUCGAUUCACAAGCGUCUAUUCCUUCAAACAACUUCAUUUCUAGUGACAAAUAUGGAAAUGAUCAUCAGCAGUCUUCUUUAAUAGAAGAAAAGUUUGAUGAAAAUAAUCAUCAGAUUACCAUUCUUAUUCAAACUGAAGAGCCUUUAGUGGAGAAACAUUUUGAUAGAGAUUAUCAUCAGAUUACCAUUCCUAUUCAAAUCGGAGAGUCUUUAGUAGAGAAAAUUUUUGAUGAUCAUCAGGUAACCAUUCAAACCGAAGAGCCUUUAAUGGAGGAACUACUUGAUACUGAUUCAGAAGAAACAGAGGAUCUGUUUGAAUUAAAAAUUGGUCUUACCUUUACGAAUUGGCUAGAAUUUAAAAUCUGA
This is a messenger RNA of Funneliformis mosseae, 480 nucleotides long. The record is from the annotation of a GenBank genome assembly. Lineage: Eukaryota; Fungi; Glomeromycota; Glomeromycetes; Glomerales; Glomeraceae.